AUGGGCAUCUCCGGCUAUGAGGCCCUCGUCAUGACCACUAUUUCGCCUUUCCUGCUUGCCAUCAGGCCGUUGCGCUCUUUCAUCGUUAGCAACCAGCGCAUUACUCACCUUCUGUCACUCGCUGGCCUUCUCGCCUAUCUGGUCAAGGACCCUGUUUACCGGCUCUUUACUGUUGGCUUUGGCGUCUCCAUGGGUUGUCUCAGCUGGGCUGCUACCUGGUAUUCGGACUCUGUGCAGCCCACCAGACUUGAGGCUCGCAUCCUUGCGUGGACCAUUGGUCUGCUCAUGUCGUCUGUUGCCAAGUUUGCUUGGUACACAAACAAUCCCAUCUGGCCCAUCAUGCAUGCUGAGAACGGUGGCUGGAACGCCACUGGUCUCUUCCUUGCUAUUCUUGCCGCCCUGAGGUUCACUCGCCGUGGCCCUCACCAGGGUGGCAACACGACCGGGAAGAAGAGUGGAUCGUCUGUUCUGUCUGCUAUCGGAAUUGGCGGUCUGUUCUUCGGUCUGCAUUCCCUUCUCUCUGACACCAGCACCAUGAUCCUCUGGGUUUGGGAUGGUUAUCCGAUCCGAGGACCUGUUUCCAAUGUCCAUGGCUGGUACACAAUCGCUGCCAUGACUGCUGGUAUUCUCAUCGGCGUCCUCCGACCUGGUUUUGCCACGAGCUGGACUGCAUACGGUCUGGGCUGCAUUGGUGCUGCCUACCUUACUCUCUAUGAGCAAUGGCGUGGUUACUACGGUGGCUUGACUUUGGCUGCCUACCUCAUGGCCAUCGCUGUUCCCAUGAUUGGCAACGCUGCCAAGAAGAGCCCUGCGGCCACUUUUGGUCUCGGCUUCCUCAUUUACAAUUUCUUGGUUCUCUUCCACGUCUGGGUUGUCGCCUAUGCCUUUGUGCCUGGUGGCCCGCUGGUUCGGGAGCAUACUGACUGGAUCAUGAUCACCAUGAUGCUGGCACUCGGCAUUGGGCUCUUUGAUCUCAUUUCCCACCAGGCCAAAAACAACAGCAGCAGCAAGAAAAAGGUUGGUGUCAUCCGUCCUGUCAACACUCACCACAGGAAGUAUCAUUUUGGCGUUCUUGGUGUUCUCAACCUCUUGUUCCUCUCCGCCAACUUCCUGCGCUUCCCUACCAACGACUACAAGCCUUACCACGCCAAGGACCGCCUUUUCACGGCUGGCAUCUGGACGAUUCACUUCUCUCUCGACAACGACAUGUGGUCUUCCGAGUAUCGCAUGCGCGAUCUUAUCAAGGAGAUGGAGGUUGAUGUGAUUGGUUUGUUGGAGUCUGAUCUGCAGCGCGUCAUCAUGGGCAACCGUGACACCACUCAGUUCCUUGCUGAAGACCUUGGAAUGUACGUCGACUAUGGUCCGGGUCCCAACAAGCACACCUGGGGCGCGGCUCUGUUGUCCAAGUUCCCCAUCGUCAACUCAACCCAUCACCUCCUUCCCAGCCCGGUCGGCGAGCUGGCUCCUGCCAUUCACGCCACUCUUGACGUCUACGGAACCCUCGUCGACGUCUUUGUCUUCCACUCUGGCCAGGAAGAGGACCCCGAGGACCGUCGUCUCCAGUCAGAAUAUCUCUCCAAGCUCAUGGGCAGCACCAACCGCCCCAGCGUUUUGUUGUCUUACCUCGUCACGGAGCCCCUCAAGGGCAAUUACAACACGUAUGUCUCCGACGUGAGCGGCAUGCACGACGUGGACAAGACGGACUGGGACCGCUGGUGCGAGUACAUCUUGUUCAAGGGUCUCCGGAGGACGGGUUAUGCCCGUGUGAGCAGGAGCACCAUCACCGAUACCGAGUUGCAGGUGGCCAAGUUUGUGGUUCCCAACUCGGAGGAGGACAGCAAGUUUGCUUGGGGUGUGCCGGAGGAUGUAAGGGAUAGACGGGUGGAGGAGCAUGAGGUGCCAGAGGGGUGGAGGUUCCCGAGGAUGUUUAGAGGAGAGGGAGUUAGGGGGCACCGGUAUCAUGUGUUUGAUGAGCCGAGGUACUAUAACUUUUAA
This is a messenger RNA of Podospora anserina S mat+, 1995 nucleotides long. RefSeq lists its product as uncharacterized. Gene Ontology annotation, cellular component: endoplasmic reticulum. NCBI's taxonomy places the organism in Eukaryota, Fungi, Ascomycota, Sordariomycetes, Sordariales, Podosporaceae. The transcript has a single exon. Bases 1 to 1995 code for a protein of 664 amino acids. Gene Ontology annotation, biological process: fungal-type cell wall organization; GPI anchor biosynthetic process. The record is from RefSeq and is a predicted model, not a curated record.